GUUCUUGAUGCCAGGGAUCCACUGGGAACACGCAGUCCACAAUUGGAACAGCUGGUGCAGUCACGAGGCAAACGCCUUGUGCUGCUCCUCAACAAGAUCGAUUUGAUUCCGCGAGAGAACUUGACAAAGUGGCUGCGUUACCUGCGCCGAGAGCUGCCCACCAUUGCCUUCAAGGCGUCCACCCAGACUCAGAAGCAGCACUUGUCCCAGCAGAAGGCUGCCCCUGAUGUGGAGACACGGGCCUGUCUGGGUGCCCAGUUAUUGCUCAAGCUGCUGGGGAACUAUUGCCGCAACCAGGGGAUCCAGGGGUGCAUCACGGUCGGCGUUGUGGGCUAUCCAAAUGUGGGCAAGAGCAGCCUGGUCAACAGCCUGAAGAGGUCGCGGGCCUGCACUGUUGGAGCUGUGCCUGGUGUCACCAAAUACAUGCAGCGCGUCCAGUUGGACAGCCAUGUGUGGCUGCUGGACAGCCCCGGUGUAGUGCUGGCCUCGGGUGAUGCAACCGAGGCCACGGUGGCACUGCGCAAUGCCAAGAGCCCCCAGUCCCUGGAGGACCCCGUGGGACCUGCCUGCUCUAUCCUGCGACGGGCAUCGCGCGAGCAACUCAUGCUCCAGUACCGGCUACCCGAGUACGGAUCUCCCGAAGAGCUGCUGCUUAUGCUGGCAAAGCGGAUGGGGAGGCUUCGUAAGGGCGCCCUGCCCGAUGCAGCCGCAGCAGCCCGAAAGAUCCUCUCCGACUGGAACUGCGGCCGCAUCAAGUAUUGCACGGAGCCUCCCGAGGACAAGUCGAGUGUGGAAGGCAGCAGCAUCGUGUCGGCCAUGGCUGCUGAGUUUGACUUGGACGCAAUCGCCGAAGAGGAGGAGCGUGAGCUGAAGGGUCUUCCCGUAGUUCGGCCAAUGGACGUUGUUCCUUUGGAGUCCAUGGGAACGGCAGACAUGGCACCAGAGGAAGAAACCACCACCUCUAUGGACACAGGCCAGGAGGUUGGGCCACAGUGGACAACGGAGGCACCACGCAAGAAGGCAGCAAGCUCCAAGCUGGCUGCCAAGAGUGAAAGUGUGAUCGAAUCAGGGCUGCAGCAGAACAAGGCUCGGCGGAAAGAGUUCAAAAAGAUGCUCAAGAAGCGUAAGCGAUCUGACAAGGUUGCGUCUGCACUUUCGGACUCCUUAGAAUCUGCCCUUGCUGGCUUAGGUGGAAAUGAAUGAAGAUAUUAAAGUUAAUUUUGAAGGAAA
Molecule: messenger RNA, 1230 nt
Organism: Rhipicephalus sanguineus (brown dog tick)
Lineage: Eukaryota; Metazoa; Arthropoda; Arachnida; Ixodida; Ixodidae
Gene: Ns1
Product: guanine nucleotide-binding protein-like 3 homolog
Cellular component (GO): nucleolus
Molecular function (GO): GTP binding
Source: RefSeq, a predicted model, not a curated record